Molecule: messenger RNA, 1047 nt
Organism: Bipolaris victoriae FI3
Lineage: Eukaryota; Fungi; Ascomycota; Dothideomycetes; Pleosporales; Pleosporaceae
Exons: 1
Coding region: 1-1047 (348 amino acids)
Biological process (GO): secondary metabolic process
Cellular component (GO): cytoplasm; cytosol
Molecular function (GO): hydrolase activity; carboxy-lyase activity
Source: RefSeq, a predicted model, not a curated record
AUGCGCAUCACUCACCUUGGCACGCUCUUCUCUCUCGCCCUAAGCGCGAACAGUAUACCAACGGCAUCCCCACCUCCAAAAUCCCACUACUACCUCCCCAAGCGCCUCAUCGCACUCGAAGAGCAUGCCGUCUCCCCCUCGCUCGAAGCCGAGAUCAUCGCCAGCGGCCUAACCCAGCGCAACCCCGGCAUACUCGCCAAACUCAAAGACGUCGGAGCAGGCAGAAUCGCCGCCAUGGACGCCGGCCACGUCUCUCUUCAAGUACUCGCACAGCAAUCAGCUUCAGGAUCUGAGGACCCAUCAGGAUGCCGCGCAGCCAACGAUGCCAUCCGCGAUGCCAUCAAAUCAAACCCUAAACGUUUCGCCGGCUUCGCAGUCCUGCCCAUGGCGCUCCCCGACGAAGCAGCCACAGAACUGAACCGCAGCGUAACCGACCUCGGUUUUAAAGGCGCAAUGAUCUGGAACCACCUCAAAGACGGCACCUACUACGACGCCGCACGCUUCGACCCCGUCUUCGCCAUGGCACAAGCCCUCGACGUCCCACUGUACCUGCACCCUGCAUCCCCCACCGCAGACAUCACCUCCAAGCUCUUCGCAGGCAACUAUCCCGCCGCCCUCGCCGGCCGCCUAGGCUCCAACUCCUGGGGCUGGCACGUCGACGUCGGAACGCACGUGUUGCGUCUCUACGGCGCCGGCCUCUUCGACCGUUUCCCCCGUCUCAAACUCAUCAUCGGACACAACGGCGAAGGCCUACCCAUGUUCAUCGACCGCAUCGACUCGACUGGCCUACGCAACGACACGUCGUUUGAGCGCGUGUGGAGCACGAAUAUCUGGUCCACGACGAGUGCGUUUUUUACGGUCCGCCAGUUUGAGCAGCUGAGGCAGGUUAGUCCUGUAGAGCGCAUCAUGUAUUCGGUGGAUUAUCCGUUUAGUGACAUGACGGAUGGGUGGGCGUUUGUGGAGAAGCUGGCUGAGGCGAGGGUGUUGAGGGAUGAGGAAAUGGAUUUGUUUGCGCAUGGGAAUGCGGAGAAGCUACUGGGGUUGUGA